GAAGGGGAGGCAGCGCAGGAAAAAAAGCCCUAGCUCUCAGUCACCGUUUAGCCCUCAAUUAAUCAGCGCGUGUUUGCUGCGUGGACACCGGGAGAUUUGUGGCUGCCGCAGUGUCCAGUCCCUCAGCAGCCCCUCAGCUCCAGGCUUUUAUAGACUGCAGCCGGACCGGACUGUACGCAGUGCUGGAUUUCAGUGCUCUCCAGCGGACGUGGGGCCAGGCUUCGCACCAAACCAACGUGCAUCUCGUGCUCUUCAUGUGAACAUGUGAUCUCAGCACAGCUGCUGCCAGCACAUCGAUCAAGAUUAAUCCACUAGACUGGAAUGUACGCUGGCUGGAGAUGAAUUAGGGCAUCUGCGGAUACAAAGAAGAACGAGUCCAGAACGCAAGAACAUCAUCUGAGCUAACUUACUCAAAAACCAAAUAAAAAAGGUCAGAAAUGAGGCUUGUGAACUGGAACCUCCCCACCAGCUCUUUAGGGGUGCUCCAUGGAGUGGCUCGGACAUUCAAUCUAAAGAGAAGUUGUGCACAACCUUAUCAAGCAGAGUAACUGGACUUCCAGCCCAACUGACGCUUCCAGCUUCCACUAAAAUAAGGCAUCACUAAAAAGCACUGAUAAGCCAGAGUCAGUGUUUAUCAGUAGACAAUCCAGCAGUGACAGUGACAACUCCACCUAAUCUCCAACACCAGUGAAAGCCUUGUUCACUCUACUCCCUGUGGGUUACAUCUCAGCUCCCUACCUGAGCUACCACCUGGGUGAGCGGAGGAACCAUGGAUGAAGCACAUGAAUCCAGUUCAGCUCGAUCAAGGAGUGAAGGAGGAGGUAUGGUGAGAAGUGCCUUACUCUGGGGGACUGUGGCUGUUGCCAUUUUUUCAUUUUCGUGGGUGCCUGCUGUUCAGGCUGAUUGUUGGCUGAUUGAAGGUGAGAAGGGUUUCGUAUGGCUAGCCAUCUGUAGCCAGAACCAACCACCGUAUGAAGCAAUCCCAUUACACAUUAACAGCACCAUCGUUGACCUGCGACUCAAUGAAAACAAAAUUCGGAGCAUCCACUUAUCUGCCUUGAGCCGUUUCAGCAACCUCACUUACCUGAACUUGACCAAGAACGAUAUUUCCUACAUAGAGGAUGGGGCUUUCUCUGCUCAGUUUAAUCUGCAGGUGCUGCAGAUCGGUUUCAACAAGCUGAGGAACUUGACCGAAGGCAUGCUGAGAGGCUUGGGGAGGCUGCAGUACCUGUACCUUCAGGCUAACCUGAUUGAGACCGUCUCACCUAAUGCCUUCUGGGAGUGCCCGGCCAUCGAGAACAUUGACCUGUCCAUGAACAGGAUCCAGCAGCUGGAUGGAAGUACUUUCCGAGACCUAGCUAAACUAACCACAUGCGAGCUCUACUCCAACCCAUUUGCUUGCUCCUGUGAACUGCUGGGAUUCUUGCGCUGGCUAGCGUCAUUCCCUAAUCGAACGAGCGAGAGGAUGAUAUGUGAUACGCCGGCUGGCUUUUCUGGGUACAGCCUCCUAAGCCAGAAUCCUAGGAUGCCAGCAUAUCGCAACGCUUUCCACGCCCUCUCCACUGUCUGCACAGAUGAGUAUGUGACCCCGAACUUGCUUGGAUCUUCAGAUGGGGGCACACCCACAAUCCUGCCAGAUUUGAGUCCCUGUGGUUCAGAUGACUGCGCUUCAGGGGCAUUUACAAACGAAGCUUUCAACAUCAUCCCAACGUUCUUAGGUCCGGCUCACUCCCGUCCAGUCAUUAGGCUUAAAGAGAUGACCCACACGAGUGCAGUAAUAACAGUUGACAUCCCAUACCCAUACAACAAAAUGUACAUCCUCGUCCUUUACAAUAACAGCUUCUUCACAGACAUUCAGAACCUCAAACGCCACAGUGAGGAGAUCGAGUUGGAGAACCUUAAAUCACACACAGACUACACAUACUGCGUGGCAUCAAUACGCAAUUCUUUGCGCUAUAACCACACCUGCUUGACAAUCUCCACCAGUCCUAAGACCAUGCGAGAGCGUGUGCCAAACGAUGCAUCUACUACUCACAAUAUUAUGACUAUACUGGGCUGCUUUUUCGGAAUGAUCAUCGUGUUAGGUGUGGUGUAUCACUGCGUGAGGAAGCGCAAGCAGGCAGAUGAGACAAAGAUCAAGAAACUUGAGAAGAUGAAAAGGAAUUUGAUUGAGAUGAAGUACGGAUCAGAACUGGAAAGCGGGACUAUCUCACAACUAUCUCAAAAACAAAUGAUGUCCCCUGGGGAGUCCGUUCAGAGAAUGCCGUAUUUACCGGCGUCCAGCGAAUCAGACCAGUACAAGGUGCAGGAGAUAUCAGGCACUCCAAAAACCACAAAAGGAAAUUACAUGGAAGUGAGGUCAGAGCAGUCAGAUCGAAUGGAAUGCAAUGUUCCCCUGUCAGAAAACAGCCAGAGCUCUGUGGCAGAGAUAUCAACAAUUGCUAAAGAAGUGGACAAAGUAAAUCAGAUCAUCAACAACUGCAUCGAUGCGCUCAAAUCUGAGUCCGCCUCCUUCCAGGCUGUGAAGUCCGGUGCCGUGUCCACGGCCGAGCCUCAACUGGUUCUCAUUUCAGAGCACCCACCAGGCAAGUCCGGUCUUCUCUCACCUGUGUACAAAGGAGGCUACCACCACCCCCUGCAGAGGCACCACAGCAUGGAAGCUCAAGCGAAGCGUGCCAGCACGUCCUCAAGCGGUUCAAUGCGCAGUCCUCGAUCCUUCCGUUCAGAGGGCGCCUACCGCUCUGAGUCCAAGUACAUCGAGAAGUCUUCUAUGGACGAGUCUGGAAUUCUGACAGUCACCCCGGCGGCAGCAAUACUUCGAGCAGAGGCGGAGAGGAUACGACACUACAGCGAGCACAGGCACUCCUAUCCCGGCCCCCACCACAUGGAGGAAUCCAUAGAAGUUUCGGGAAGUCGGAAAUCGUCCAUCUUGGAGCCGUUAACCCGGUCGAGGCCACGUGAGCUCUCCUAUUCGCAGCUUUCUCCCCAAUACCACAACCUCAGCGGGUACUCCAGCCCAGAGUACAGCUGCCGGCCAUCGCUCAGCCUGUGGGAGCGGUUCAAACUCCACCGCAAACGCCACAGGGACGAGGAGGAGUACAUGGCUGCCGGUCACGCGUUACGGAGAAAAGUACAGUUUGCCAAAGACGAGGACCUACAUGACAUCCUUGACUACUGGAAGGGUGUUUCUGCUCAACAGAAAUUAUGAUCACUCGUUUUAUAGCGUACUCAAGUGUGGCCGACACAAGCCACACUUCAUUUUUUCUGGACCAAACAAAGCCAGUCUUGAUAAUUAAAUAAAAUAAAAAAUUCACUCAUUUUUAGAGAGUUAAAAACUUAGAUUAUAAUUCUGACUUCAUUUAACUAGCUAUUUUUACUAUUUGACAAUGAAACAGACAAAGUACGGUAGAUCUCGCAGUGUGUAUGUGCCAAAUAAUAAUAGAUAACUUUUAACAAUAUUAACCUCAAAUCAGAACACUUUUUAUAUUAUAUGAAGAUGAAGUAACAAUAGGAUAUUAUUGUAUUACUUAUUAUUACUAUCAUUACUGUCAUUAUUAUUAUUAUGAUUAUUAUUAUUGCCACUAUCUUCAUUGUUACUUAUAAGUAUUAUUAUUAUUAAGAUUGAUUAUUCUUAUUGAUUCUAUAAUUAAUCUUUGGUUAUCGCAUGGCCGUGUCCUGUGACAGUAUAUUGACUGUUGUGCACUUGGAGCAAAGAACUCAAACGACUCAAAAACAUCUGCCGAACACUGUUUGCCACAAUUUUACGGUUUCAAAAUGAACCGUGCUACUUUCUAAAUACUUUAUUUCCCACCUUUAAAGACUGUUCAAAGGGACUACUGCAGAAUUCUCAUCUAUUCAAGAGAACCUGAGUAGAGAAAUGUUCUAAAAGUUCCCACAGGAAACAUCUGUGUUGGCUUUUAAAAGGGGUGACUUUUGGGAAACAGCUUCUGUUGGCGCUUUCUUCGCUCUUUUUUGUAAAGUUUAUGUUCAGAAAUUUGCAAUGAAUGUCUUAAGUCCUUAAGGAUUAAAUCUGCACUGUUCAAUUACACACAGGAACACACACACACACACACACACUCUUUUGGAAUUUUUCUUCCCACAGGUUGAGUUUCAAAAGUAAUUUAAACUUUUAAACAGUGCCACAGGGGAAACUGUCUUUAUAGACACACACAGACUCACACACAUACAAGACCUCAGUGUACACAGAUCAUACAGAUCAUACACAUAGGAGAAUGAAUGUACAAUGGAUAUUUUAGCUUUCUCAGAAACCAGUCAUCUGUGUCUUUGAUUCACACCUCAUCCUUCAGUGUUACUCUGUGUUCACACUGGCAGGCAUCAGGUCAUUUGAGGCCACACAGGUGGGUAUGUUUUGGCGUGACCAGUUAGCAUGCUGGCUAAUCUAGCAAGCUAUCUAUCAAACUAUCUGCUCCUUUCCCUGUAAAUCUGCAAAGGCGUAUCAUAUAAAACAGAAAAAACAGAAGCAACUGUUGUAAAUCAAAAGUUCAGAGAGCAGAAGUUUGGGAUCUUGAACCCAAUUGGUCUACGAUUGGUUUAAAGAGUUUGGAAUUUAGACCUCUCUCAUAAAGGAGGAGUUGGCUGGGUAUUGCACUUGCCCCUUUGUCUUGGUAACUUAAAACAAAAGAAGAAUUGGGGUCUGGAAAAAUUACCCUGCGUUCAAAACUGUCCUCGCCAUUUGGUAUCAAAAGGACCCAAUUAAACCAAUAACUAAACUUUAUAUUUCUACAGUAAUUAAAUUAACUAGUUUCAAACUAUAAAUUCUCUCUGGACUGGCUGUAGAAACUUUUGACUGGGAUUCCCACCAUCUUGUCAUGUGAUCACUGACCAUCAAAUCCAAUGCUCUAUAAUCUGGGCUCUAAAAGCUUUCUCUGGACAUUAGAGACAGUCGAUUCACUGCAUCAUAUUUCUUUGUAUUAAGUUAAGAAAAUCUCAGCUUGAGCUGUCACUUGUUUGACGUGUCGUGUACCUAAAUUGUUGCUACGAAUCUCGUUCCUCAAAUGACGGAUGGCUUGUUGCUCAGUCGCCUGUCAGCAUGAGCGCAGGGUCAUUUUUCUAGACCCCAAUUCUUAUUUCGUUUUUUUCCCAAGUUACCAAGACAAAGGGACAAGUGCAACGCCCAGCCAACUCUUCCUGUAUGCGAGAGGUCUAAAUCCGUAUGACCUCCAGACCGUGUUCCUGCAAGAUCAGCUCUGCAGAAAGACGAGUUUACAGAGAUGUGUCUUCUCUCUUUUAGCUAUUGAACUGCUCUAAACUGCUGACCCAGGCCAUUCCUGAAGAGAGCAAUCUUUUCUCACAGACAGCAAUGCUGAUAGACCGUUUAGACUCCACUGCUGGAAUUGUGCUAUAAAUUCUGAAGAACUACUCUCUACAAAGAGGCGAAUGUCAUUACAGACUUCUGCCACGCUGGUGGCUUGCACAGUGUCUUUGUUUAUGGAUUCGAUUUGAUUUGUCUCCAUGGGCUCCAGUGUGAUGAUGGAAAAAACUGCAGAGUCAAAAUAACGAUCAUGUGAGUUGUUGAAAUAGUGUAGAACUGCUGGUAAGAAAGGAUAUUAUUGUUCCAGGAAAGCUGGAAGGAUUUAUUCAUAAACAGGGGCGUAACGAUGUUCUUAGGCUGUAAGAUUCAAUGGUCUUCUACAGGUCUACAGUUCUUACUGCUGUGUUCCCAGGGCUCUACACUCUACAAAUGAUUCUUUGAGCAACAUCAUAGAAAAAUAAUUUCAGUUUUAUAAAGAGACACAUGUGUCAAAGGAAUUUGUGAACGAACCUACAUGAAGAUGGUUUUUAAAGUCAUAUAAAAACUGUAGAAAGUGGUUCUAAAUGUAACUAAAAGUGCUUAUUUUAUAUGAAAAUGCUCAAAGAACCAGUUGUAGCACAAAUCUGGUUCUUCUUAAAUCUUUGUUAAUAACAUCAUGCUCACAAUGAUGGGCCCUAAUAAUUAUAAUAAGGGUUUUAGGAUCAUUAAAGGUUAUAUUAAAGAAUUUGCAAUAAGUCUCUCUCUUUACAGUCACACUUUCUCAGAUUUCUUUAGAUUUGACAGUCCCUUUGUAAAAGAUCUAC
Messenger RNA from Astyanax mexicanus (Mexican tetra), 6075 nucleotides. It is a transcript of the gene elfn1b, whose product is annotated as extracellular leucine-rich repeat and fibronectin type III domain containing 1b. The transcript has 3 exons. Gene Ontology annotation, molecular function: protein binding. The record is from RefSeq and is a predicted model, not a curated record. Bases 770 to 3208 code for a protein of 812 amino acids. NCBI's taxonomy places the organism in Eukaryota, Metazoa, Chordata, Actinopteri, Characiformes, Acestrorhamphidae. Gene Ontology annotation, cellular component: plasma membrane.